Messenger RNA from Gryllus bimaculatus (two-spotted cricket), 309 nucleotides. The record is from the annotation of a GenBank genome assembly. NCBI's taxonomy places the organism in Eukaryota, Metazoa, Arthropoda, Insecta, Orthoptera, Gryllidae.
GCACGCACUACUCCAACUCGGCGGGCGUGCUGCACUACCUGGUGCGCGUGGAGCCAUUCACGUCGCUGCACGUGGAGCUGCAGUCGGGGCGCUUCGACGUGGCCGACCGGCAGUUCCACUCGCUGCCCGCCACCUGGCGCCUGCUCAUGGACAACCCCAACGACGUCAAGGAGCUCACGCCCGAGUUCUUCUGCUUCCCGGAGUUCCUCCGGAACCAAAACAAGUUCGACCUGGGCCUGCUGCAAGGCACGAAGGAGCGCGUGGACGACGUGGAGCUCCCGCGCUGGGCGCACUCCGCAGAGGACUUCA